Molecule: messenger RNA, 532 nt
Organism: Eubalaena glacialis (North Atlantic right whale)
Lineage: Eukaryota; Metazoa; Chordata; Mammalia; Artiodactyla; Balaenidae
Product: protein C19orf12 homolog
Exons: 1
Coding region: 1-495 (164 amino acids)
Source: RefSeq, a predicted model, not a curated record
AUGAAUGAAAAAAGUCCCCGCGCCUGCCAGUCUGUGACCUCGCGGCGCCGCCUCCGCAGGUCUGCUGCGAUGCCCGUCGCGGUGGAGGACAUCAUGAGGCUCCUGUGCUCCGUCUCCGAGGAGAGGAAAAUGCGGGCGGCCGUCAGGCACUCUGGGAGGGGCGGCCUGGUCACAGGGGCCGUGGCCUUCGUUGGUGGUUUGGUGGGCGGGCCACCGGGACUAGCCGUUGGGGGGGCCGUCGGGGGUUUGUUAGGCGCUUGGAUGACAAGUGGACAGUUUAAGCCAGUUCCUCAGAUCAUAAUGGAGCUGCCACCUGCCGAGCAGCAGAAGCUCUUUAACGAAGCCACUGCCAUCGUCAGGCGCCUGGAACGGACGGACGCCAUGCAGCUGACCAUGCUGGUCGUGGGCAGUGAGGCCCUGCAGCAGCAGCUGCUGGCGACGCUGGCCAACUACGUCCCCAAGGAGCUCCGGGCGGAAGUGCAGUGCGACAACUAGGCCUCUGCUCCGGGAAGCGGGGUCCAUUUAGAUGAUU